AUGCCGACAGAGUGUGCAUCAGUCCGACGUGCAGUCUCGCGCCCAUGCGCGCUCGCACUCGUGCUUAUCGCGGCCGCUUCAACUUUCGCAGUGGUCUCCGCCGAUACACAAGUGCGGGAAGGUGUCACGGGUCUUACUCAUGAUCACGACGUCACUAUGCGUCGAUUAAGCGGUGCCACCGGGGACGAGGACAAAACCGUGCCCUUCAACUCGUGGAACAACACCAUCGACACCCUCCGCUAUGGUCUCGCGUUCGUCAUCGUCCUGGUGGCGGCCCACCCGCUCGGACUCUUCUUCCCCAAGUUUUUCAAGCUGCCUCUCAUCACGGGCUACCUGGUCAUCGGCAUCAUCGCCGGACCGUUCGUGACCAACCUGCUGACGGAUGGCCUCGUGAAUAUGUUGUCGAGCUACGUGAGCGCUCUGGCGCUGUCGUUCAUCUCGUUCCAGGCUGGCCAAGAAAUUUACCUUCCGGAAUUGCGACCGCAGCUCAAGUCAAUCAUGAUUCUGUUGGGUGCUCUCUACGUGACGGCCAUGAUCAUCCUGACCGCUGCGAUUUUGCUGACGGAGAGCGCCUUCUUCUACGACGACAUGGGAUUCCUAUGCCAGUUGGGUAUCGCGCUCAUGUUCGGGUCCAUCUCGGUGCUGGGCUCGCCUGCGACUGUGAUGGCCAUCAAGAUCGAGCUCAACAGCGUGGGUCCGUUCACGAGUCUGAUGCUGGGCGCGACGAUGACGGCGGAGUUCGUGGUGCUGGUGUCGUUUUCGGUCUCUCGUAUCGUGUGCUCCAUCUACUGCGCCGAGUUGAAUGUGUCAGUGAGCAACCUCAUGUUCACACUGGGCAUCGUAAUGUCGAACGUGCUUCUCGGUGUGAUCCUAGCGGGCUUUACCUACUUGAUCUUCAUGAUUCCGGGCGGUGAGACUCACCACGGCGAACAUGCCGAGUACUGCGACGGCCACGCGCCCAACAACCCGCUCUACUACAACCAGAAGACGGACUCGAAGCCCUCAAUCAUCGACGUGGAUAGCCAGCCGCACCCACACAACGCUUUCGACGAGGAUGUCGAGCAGGGCAAAGCAAGCACCGAGUCUUCCUCAUUGCUGACGCCGUAUGCGACGCUAUGCUUGAAGGGUUUGAUCUGGUUGACUAUGGGGUAUGUGUUCUACAUCUCUACCUCUACGGUUGCCAAGGCAACCGCUGCAGCCUACGGUCUCUCGUGGGAGAUUAAGUUUGAGCCGCUGCUCGUGCUCAUGAUCGCUUCGUGCAUCGCCGGACACCAAACUGCCAUCCGUCACGACAUGCACGUGAUCCUCGACACCGCCGCUCCCUACUUGUUCCUGCCGUUCUUCGUCAUGACGGGCGCGGCUCUGAAGCUGGACCAAGUGGUGGCGGCCAUUCCGCUCAUGACGGUGUACGUCUUGCUUCGAUACGUGGCGAUCUUCAUCGCAUGCUACUUCGGUGGACGCUUCCUGUUGAAGCUCACGCCCCGGCAGUACAACAACUUGUGGUUGACGAUGACGCCGCAGGCUGGUGUGGCGCUGGGUUUGGCCAACGAGGUGAAGGCGAUGAGCAGUGAACCGUGGGCUGCUGAGUUUGCGGCCACUAUCGUGGCUGCUGUGGUGGUGAACCAGAUCGUUGGCCCCGUGCUGUGUGCGAUGGGUUUGAGCCGAGCUGGUGAAACACUCGCAGACCGGGCAGCAGAAGACCACGACGAGAAAGCGAGCGCAGAUAUGAAGGAUUUGGAUGCUGACAACGAUGGGGACGAAGGUGACCACAAAGAUCGUCGCAGUCGCGCCUCUGUCAGAGUCAGCACAGCCAGCCGGUUUACACUGCAUGAAGGUGCAGACCCCCACGCGCCGUUGCCAUUCUACAAGGUGAAAAACGCAGUUGUGAUCGGUGACGACGAAGCUGCCUUUGAGAUCGCGCUCAACUUGUCGCUCUACGGAGCGCAAGUCAACGUGCCUCUGCUGGACGAGGAGCGCACCAGCAAGUGGAAGAAGAUGAACGAGACCAUUCUCUCGCGUACCGCCAAGGGCGAGCUCAUCUCGUACAAGAACACCCUCAAGGACCGUGACAACGCGCAGGCCAUGUCGUCGGCCGACGUCCUCAUCUUCACAGGCGACGCCAACCGCACACGCGAGAACGUGCAACUGCUCAAGUCUUUGCUCGGUGCCUCACACCCGCGUAUGAUCGCGCUUGUCCCGGACUGCAAGUUCAGCAAGGAGAUGAAGGCCCAGGGAGUGCUGGUCAUCCAACCGUCCAUUGCCUUGGCCAACAUCGCCACGCGUAUGGCACUGCUGGACCAGAGGCUGGCGCAGGCGCUGUCGAAUGAGAUCAGUACGACGAGCGACUUCAACACGGCGUCGUACUUCCUGCGGGCUGAUAGUGCAGAUCGGGGCUCGCUGUCGGAUAUGCGUUUAGAGGGCCGUCGUUUGGCGCUCGGCCGGAGCGUGGUGAACCACCACUCGGUGAACUACGAUCGUCUCGCGGAGGCAUUAUCGACCGAGAACUUGCCGAUGCCUCCGCCGCCGUCGCGUGUGGCCAUGUUCGGUACUUCCGCCGCAGGGUUCGACCCGUUUACGACUCGUGACAAUGGAUCGGCAUUCUUUGUCAUGCAUGACGAUCCUGAUGAGGGUGAAAUUGUGGUGGGCAUCCCUUACGGACAACGGAGGUCGUUGUCGAACCGUCGGAUCAGUCUUUCAUCCCGAGCAUCUACCAUUAGAUUCUCGAGCGAAGCGCGCCAUCGACCUGGUGUGAACAAAUCCUAA
This is a messenger RNA of Phytophthora sojae, 2763 nucleotides long. RefSeq lists its product as hypothetical. Gene Ontology annotation, biological process: proton transmembrane transport. The record is from RefSeq and is a predicted model, not a curated record. Gene Ontology annotation, cellular component: membrane. Bases 1 to 2763 code for a protein of 920 amino acids. Gene Ontology annotation, molecular function: antiporter activity. NCBI's taxonomy places the organism in Eukaryota, Oomycota, Peronosporomycetes, Peronosporales, Peronosporaceae. The transcript has a single exon.